Messenger RNA from Myxocyprinus asiaticus (Chinese sucker), 2578 nucleotides. RefSeq names its product mitochondrial ribosomal protein L15 (gene mrpl15). Gene Ontology annotation, cellular component: mitochondrial large ribosomal subunit. Gene Ontology annotation, biological process: translation. Gene Ontology annotation, molecular function: structural constituent of ribosome. Bases 61 to 951 code for a protein of 296 amino acids. NCBI's taxonomy places the organism in Eukaryota, Metazoa, Chordata, Actinopteri, Cypriniformes, Catostomidae. The record is from RefSeq and is a predicted model, not a curated record. The transcript has 5 exons.
GUGUGACACGUGGGUCUCCUCACGUCUUCUGCCCUUGACUAGCAUGUCUAAGGCUCUGCGAUGUCUGUGAGCAAGACAACCGGAGGAAAAACCGUCAACAUUGUAAAGAACCUACCUCGCAUAACACUCGCCAAUCUUCGGCCAAACCCGGGUGCAAAGAAAGAUGAGAAGCACAGAGGUCGAGGCAUGCAUGGCGGCAACAGAAGUGGACGGGGACAUAAAGGUGAACGACAGCGCGGAAAUCGACCCCGACUGGGCUUUGAGGGUGGACAGACACCGUUCUAUCUGAUCAUCCCAAAAUAUGGCUACAACGCUAAUCACAGUCGUAGACCCCAGUAUCCCCCACUCUCCUUGCGCAGACUGCAGUACCUCAUAGAUUUGGGGCGUGUUGACCCCACGCAGCCCAUCGAUCUGACCCAGCUCGUCAACAGCAGAGGAGUCACGGUCCAGCCUCUGAAACGAGACUAUGGCAUCCAGCUCAUUGAUGAGGGUGCUGAUAUGUUUUGUGCCAAAGUUAACCUGGAGGUUCAGGUUGCAUCAGAGAAAGCCAUUGCUGCUGUUGAACGAAAUGGGGGUGUGAUCACAACCAGCUACUAUGAUCCACGCAGUCUCCAGGUCCUCAUCAAACCAGUCCCUUUCUUCAUAUCUGGGCAACCCAUUCCCAAACGCCUCCUUCCUGGUGAAGACCUUCUCCCAUACUACACAGACGCCAAUAACCGCGGCUACCUCGCAGACCGUGAUAAGAUUCAAGCUGCACGGCUAGCUCUUGCUAAGAAGUACGGAUACAGCUUACCUGACAUCACAACAGAUGUGCUGUUUGAAAUGCUGGCACAAAGAAAGGAUCCUCGUCAGAUCUUUUUUGGGUUGUCACCUGGGUGGGUGGUUAAUAUGGCUGACAUGAAGAUCCUCAAACCUAAAGAUGAUAAAGUCUUGCAGUAUUAUGGCUCAUAAUGCUUCAUUACUCACAAUGUGUUGUCUCUGGAUGUAAGAACAAUGUAUAUAGAGUGAAAUACUUGUUUAAAUUCUUUUUCUAUAAUAAAAUUCCAUACCACAUUCCAUACUUAUUAUUGAUUUAAACCCAGAAUGCACGCAAAAGAAAUCUAAGAACACUAUAUGAAGGAUGAAUCACAGCCUUGCCAAUGAAAACGUGUUAAUGAGUGAACCAUAAUUUAAAGGAAGAUUUGCCAUACCAGUAACACUUUGUAUGAAGUCUAUACAUACAGUGGGUUCCAAAAGUCUGAGAGCUCUAGUGAAAAUGCAUCUGCAUUUUCUAAUUGAAUACAGUUUUAUUUAAAAGUUGAAUUGAAAAAUAUACUGCUUUUUAACAGCAUCUUGUGUGCUUCAAUGGAAGCAAGAAAAUCUGAACUUUUAUACUAAAGAGUUAAUGUCACAAAUUUGCAUUGAUUUGAGUAGUGACUAAGAAUCUUAUACAUUGCUUCAUUGAAGUCAUAACAUUUCUUUUUUACAAAAAUCGUUGCAUUCAAUUUGUGAUUAUUUCUAGGUUGAAAGGUGCUGUAAGCGAUUUUAACCAAAGGCUUUUUAGCCUCUAGUAUUUUAAAAUGGUCUAGAAAUUCUCGUUCUAGAAAUGCACGUAGCAUAAAGAAAAGGUAGCAAAGUAGCGUCUUGACAACCGUCAAACUGACUGUCCGCGGGCUUUUUUCCCCGCCAUUUACAGAGCUAGCGCUGUCACAGAAACAGGUGUGAUAUUUAUUAAAUUGCACCCAUUGAUAUCUUUCAAUAAAUAGGGAAAUUUUCUGCUUGCCAUGUCAUAAAAAACACCUUACAGCACCUUUACAUUACAUUUUGAAUACUGCAUUUUCAUUUUUUCUCAGACAUUUAGGCUAAUGCCUAUCCCCAAUAUUCUUGAGUCCCAUGACGCGAUGUGGGCGGAACUUCCGGUUAAGCGAAAACAAUCAUUAUCUUGCGUGCUAGCAGCAUUAAAAAUGGCAGAAACUUGAGAACAAAUGAUCACAUAAUUACAGCAAGGCGAUAUUGUUCUUCCCCACCUAUCUGAUAAUGAUUAUGGGUUUCAGGGUUACGGCCAAAUAUGCAAAUAGAAGCAUUUAAGUUAUUUUGUUGAGUCUUUAUCCAUCGAUGGAAGAACCUGAGCAGACUAACCUGAAAAGCUAUGUAGCUUAUUAGCACCUUCACAGCUGUAAAGUUGGACAUGUUUUGAGAACUGUAGAUAAUUAUGUUUAUUUUAAAGCAUAUACUGAGUCUAGUCAGAACCUGAAGAGUUUGUUGUAACAAGAUUAUGUACUUACUGCAGACAGGGGAGGUCUAGACAGCAGGAUGCACGUGUAUUACAGGACUCAGGAUUACAGGAUGAUAAUACUGUCAUGCUGCCGUUUUUCAGAUAAAAUACAAUUAUUUUGCGGGAGAUGAAUGUGUAGUAAACUCAAUCUAGCUUUAUAAUUGUUAGUUUACAUAAUCUCUGUAUAUAAAUGCUAUAAACUGCAUGAAAUGUUUUAGUGCUGACUGAACAACUGAUCCUGUUGAUAGAUUGAAUGUAUUGUUCUUGUGUAGGAAAUAACAAUGUAUUAGCAACCACACAAUAAACUGUACCAUACAAAAAGAA